AUGGCAUGCAGGAGAGCAAUUGAAUUUGCAAUUGAAAAAGGAAUACAACAGGCACUGUUUGAAGGGAACUCGACAACAGUCAUAAAUUACAUCAAAGAUGGCCCACCUUGUCUUGCUUCGUUUGGGCACAUCAUUGAGGACGUUUUUGACUUGACUUCAGACCUCUGUUACUGCUCCUUUUCACAUGUGCAACGGAAAGGCAACUCUGUGGCUGAAAAGUUAGCUAAAUUAGCUAAGUUUUGUGUUGUUCCCAAAAUUUGGAAGGAGGACAUCCCUAAUGAUGUCAAAUCCCUUGUACUACUGGAUAGCAAUUCUGAGCUGGUAUAA
Messenger RNA from Quercus lobata, 327 nucleotides. RefSeq lists its product as uncharacterized. Lineage: Eukaryota; Viridiplantae; Streptophyta; Magnoliopsida; Fagales; Fagaceae. The coding region runs from base 1 to 327 and encodes 108 amino acids. The transcript has a single exon. The record is from RefSeq and is a predicted model, not a curated record. Gene Ontology annotation, molecular function: RNA-DNA hybrid ribonuclease activity; nucleic acid binding.